CGUCACACUUAGUGUUGCUGUUAAAUCAAGUCCAUUUAAUUCACGCACAGUGUAGUGUGUUUAAUCGUGAAAUUUCUUUCUGCUGUUGGACUUGAACAGCUGAUUCUCAGUAAGCAUGUCGAAAUACGAGGAUGUUGCCGUUCAUGGCUACGAUGAAUUUUGCAAAGCUGUGUCUGAGAGAAAAGGAAAAGAGAUAUUCGCAUACUUUUCUGGAGAUAAGGAUGACCAGGGAAAGAGCUGGUGUCCGGACUGCGUGAAAGCAGAGCCAGUGGUCAGAGGGGAGCUGACUCAUCUUCCAGAGGGAUCCGUCUUCAUAUACUGCCAAGUUGGAGAGAGACCUUACUGGAAGAACCCGAAUAAUGACUUUAAGAAGAAUCUGAAGCUCAAUGCUGUACCCACUUUAUUGCGCUACGGCACGCCUCAGAAGCUUGUUGAAGAGGAGUGUUUUAAAGCAGACCUGGUCCGAAUGAUGUUCACAGAGGAUUAGUGUCCUGAGAUACAACAUACUGCUUUACACAUGACUUUCUCCUUCAAUAAUCUACAAGAUUUUUCAAUGUUAUUCUGUUUGAACUCUAAUUGUAAUGCUGUUGCUUCAGAAGCAAAACUAAUUGUGGCCAUGGAAUUGUGCAGUGAGUUUGUUCUGUUGAUUGUACAUGUUUUUAAGAUAUUGUGCACAUGAAGACUGUGAAUCAAAAGAAGGCUGUACGUGCAACAUCACCAGAUGUAGUAUUUCACAUUUACAUUGAAGUGAUUUUCAACAAAGGCACUUUGACAGUACCUUCAACUGAGGAAAUGAGGGAAUUCAAAUCUCAAAACAUCAUGAAAAUCACUAACCUUAGAGGAAGUUAUGACUUUCUAUUUCAAUUUUGUUUGUAAUCAGAAAUCAAUAAAAUUAUUAUUU
This is a messenger RNA of Xyrauchen texanus (razorback sucker), 901 nucleotides long. It is a transcript of the gene txndc17, whose product is annotated as thioredoxin domain containing 17. Lineage: Eukaryota; Metazoa; Chordata; Actinopteri; Cypriniformes; Catostomidae. The coding region runs from base 116 to 487 and encodes 123 amino acids. The transcript is spliced from 4 exons. Gene Ontology annotation, cellular component: cytosol. The record is from RefSeq and is a predicted model, not a curated record. Gene Ontology annotation, molecular function: protein-disulfide reductase [NAD(P)H] activity.